GCUCGCGCUCGCCUCUAACCGAAAGCUCCCACGAAGCCUUCCCCUAUCGCGCAGUGCUUUUCCGAUAGCCGCGCCGACCGGUCGUGUUCCUUAUCUUUCGUGAACGCCCGCGCCGCACGCACGUAAAAUGCUACAAGAAAUUCAACUCGUUCAAGGUCAGACGAACUACGUAGUCGUCGCGUCUGGAUAUCCUUCAGCUACGUUAACGAAGACACCAGUAGAUAAGAGGAAUGUGCCAAUUGCUCCAGCUCCUGAAAAAAAUUACGUCACACAUGAUACUCCACCAAAUCUACAAUACAGGAAGAAGGUGCACUUCAGAACAAACCCUUACACUGGACCCCAGGCUGCAUCGAUCGCAAGACGUAACGCUCGCGAACGUAAUCGUGUUAAGCAAGUGAAUGAUGGAUUUAAUGCUCUUCGCCGACACUUGCCUGCGUCUGUUGUUGCCGCAUUGUCUGGUGGUGCACGGAGAGGAUCGGGAAAGAAAUUAAGCAAAGUCGACACACUGAGGAUGGUAGUAGAAUACAUUAGAUACCUGCAACAAUUACUUGAAGAAAGUGACGCAGCUUUAGGAAUUACACGAGACCAGGAAAAUAGAGAAAAUAUUCCUAAUGGAAACACACUGCAGUCUAUGACGACAAUGGACAUGGAUGAUGGAUUCUUCUAUGGCGGAGAAUCACCUUGUUCAGAGAAGCCGGACUCUCCUGCGCCCUCCGAAUGUUCAUCAGGGGUGUCGUCGGCAUACUCAGCUGAUCGGUACGAGGUCACGACAGCGACACAACAACAGCUCGGUCCUAUGGAUGAGGACGAGCUACUAGACGUCAUCUCAUGGUGGCAACAAAAAUAACAAAUAGGUGAAACGUUGAGUGAUACAACUGGACCCAACCCUCCGAAAACGAUGUUCAUUAUUUAUAAAUAGUGCAUUGAUCGUUACAUACGAAAAGACUCUUGUAUAUCUAGUCAAAUCAAUAGUGCCUUCAAUAUUUAGGUGUUAAGGUUUAGUUUUAAUUGCGGGAUAAUUUAUCAAGAUUUCUGUACUGCCUUGUUGACAGAUAGAAACGAUGUGCUGAUUUUUUUGUUUUAUUCGGGUGGGUUAUGAUAAUUGCACUUGUUUAAGUGUUUGACUGUAUAAAAUACCUCUAAAUUGUGCCGAUGGUUAUAGAGAUAAUUGUUUGGUAUAGGCUGUUAUUAUCAUACUUUUAGGAACGCUUUGUGAAACAAAAUGGUCGAUAGGUACAUGUUACCGUUUACUGAUAUUACCGAAACUACGCACUUUUAUUGUCGGCCGAGUCGA
Spodoptera litura is the source of this 1294-nucleotide messenger RNA. RefSeq names its product achaete-scute-like protein ASH2 (gene sc). Gene Ontology annotation, biological process: positive regulation of transcription by RNA polymerase II. NCBI's taxonomy places the organism in Eukaryota, Metazoa, Arthropoda, Insecta, Lepidoptera, Noctuidae. Gene Ontology annotation, cellular component: RNA polymerase II transcription regulator complex. Gene Ontology annotation, molecular function: protein dimerization activity; DNA-binding transcription factor activity, RNA polymerase II-specific; RNA polymerase II transcription regulatory region sequence-specific DNA binding. The record is from RefSeq and is a predicted model, not a curated record.